Molecule: messenger RNA, 1783 nt
Organism: Hevea brasiliensis (rubber tree)
Lineage: Eukaryota; Viridiplantae; Streptophyta; Magnoliopsida; Malpighiales; Euphorbiaceae
Product: putative disease resistance RPP13-like protein 1
Exons: 2
Coding region: 409-1545 (378 amino acids)
Biological process (GO): defense response to other organism
Molecular function (GO): ADP binding
Source: RefSeq, a predicted model, not a curated record
UGGUAGCUUAGAUGGCUUUAGUAUGUGGCUUUCAAGUGACCCUUGAUUUAGAUUCACUCAUUUUUUUGAGAUAAACCAUUAAAUCACCGCGGAAAGUAUGCAUUUCAAGUAUGAACUGAAGAAUUUUCUGUUUUCUAAGAAAUCAUUCUGGAAUCUUUGGCUUUUGUAUCUAUAUGUGCCGCUACGUGCAUGAAACGCUUGUAGACCCUUUAAGCCUGGGCAGCUUAGCAGAUCCCUGUCUCUGCUUCAGUGCUCUAUAAAAUGGUAGGACGUGUCUGUUUUUUUAUCAAACACGGGAGAGGGACUUCCAAACUUGGCAAUUGAAAGCUCAAGUCUAAUUGCUCAAAACAAAGCUGCAGCCUACAAGUACAAGCCAAGAAGAAGCCAACAGAAUUUGGGAAAUAAGGAAUGGCUACAAUAUCAAAAUAUCCGAGAAGUAAUCGAGGAGAGAUGUUCAAUAAGUUCUGGAAAAGAACCCCAUCAACUUCAUUGUGUGCUGAUGAAUCAUUUAUUUAUGGGAGACAAAGGGACAAAGAGGCCUUUCUUGAAUUGAUACUCAGCAGUGAAGCAUUUGGCAAUUGUGGGGGUUCUGUGUUUGCCAUAGUUGGGAUGGCAGGGGUGGGCAAGACCACUCUGGCUCAGCUUGUCUACAAUGAUCAUAGAGUGAUGAAUUCUUUUGAUUUUAAAAGAUGGGUUUUUGUUUCUGACAACUUCGAUGUUGUGGAAGUAACAAAAUCAAUCCUGCAAGAUCCAGAGUUUACCACGAGGACUUAUAACGGCAAUGAUCUAGAUUUACUUCAGUCGAUGCUCAGAGGAAAACUGUCCAAGAAGAAGUUCUUCAUUGUUCUGGAUGAUGUAUGGAAUGAGAACUAUAAAAAAUGGGAAAUUCUGUGUAAACCCUUUGCUGCAGGAGCCCCAGGAAGCAUCAUCAUCGUCACAACAAGAAACAAAGGAGUCUCAACAGUCAUGGAUGCCAUUUCUCCUUACCAUUUAAAUUUCCUGUCAAAUGAUGACUGUUUAUCAGUGUUUGCAAAACAUGCACUGGCAAGGACUAGUUUCAGUGAGCAUCCAAAUCUUCUAGCAAUUGGGAGAAAAAUAGCAAACAAGUGUGAAGGCCUACCACUAGCAGCCAUAACGUAUGGGGGCUUGUUGCGCACUAAUUUAAAUCAUCAUGAGUGGACAAAAAUAUCAGAAUCUAAGAUAUGGGAUUUACCUGAGAAUAAAAGUAACAUUCUUCCAACCCUGCUUUUGAGCUAUGAUCAUCUUCCUCCCCAUUUGAAGAAAUGUUUCGAUUGCUGUUCCUCGUUUCCAAAGGACUACGAAUUUGAUAGGAAUGAAUUAUAUCAGUUAUGGGAAGAUAAGGGUCUUUUGCCUUCAACAACUAGAAAGAGAAUUGAAUGUUUUGAAGAAUUAUUAUCAAGGUCAUUCUUUGAGAGAUCAAGCCACGAAGAAUCACGAUUUGUGAUGCAUGGUUUAAUUAAUGAUCUGGCUAAGUUCACUGCAAGUAGUUCAAAUAAUAACAAUUUCAGAAGAGACUUGUUUUAAAAACAAGAUCGAAAGAACAAACAAACAGUAAGAAUGAUGAGUAGUUGCUUUUGUACUUUCAAUUUUUCAUAUUAAGAACAGAGUUUCAAUUUUAAGUUUGAAUCAACUGCAAAAUGCUUUAUAUUUGUAUGCAUGAUGUUUAUUCAGAAGAAUUCACUCAAGUCAUGUGUGAUAUAUACAGCCACUCAAGUCCAUGCUCUAGGAUUUUAUCCAUGGCCUAAUAGAGAUUCUUGGCCAU